GUGCUUUGCUGCUCCUCUCUCUGUUUUCCGUAUCUUUCUCUCUCUUCGCAUCUUUUGUUAGACCUAAAUUCAGCUUCCAAAAUCGUCAUUGGACAAGCUCUAAUUCUUUGCUCUCAGGGAUUUGUGGAGUUGCAAAAUGGCAGGGAGUUCAAGUGAGGAGUCUGGGGUAGGCAGAAUGACAAACGGUCAACAGCUUUCAGGGGAAGCAUUGGCGGAAUGGAGAUCUUCUGAGCAGGUGGAGAAUGGAAUUGCUUCCACAUCACCUCCUUAUUGGGAUACCGAUGAUGAUGAUGAUGAUGAUUGUGGAGCAAAACCUUCUGAGUUAUAUGGGAAGUAUACAUGGAAGAUAGACAAGUUUUCACAGAUUAACAAGAGAGAACUUCGUAGCAAUGCUUUUGAGGUUGGAGGCUACAAAUGGUACAUUUUGAUCUACCCUCAAGGUUGUGAUGUGUGCAAUCACUUAUCUUUAUUUCUUUGUGUUGCCAAUCAUGACAAGCUUCUUCCAGGGUGGAGUCAUUUUGCACAAUUCACAAUAGCUGUUGUGAACAAGGACCCUAAGAAAUCAAAAUAUUCUGACACGUUGCAUCGCUUCUGGAAGAAAGAGCAUGAUUGGGGAUGGAAAAAGUUCAUGGAGUUAUCAAAAGUUUUAGAUGGAUUUGUUGAUGCUGACACCCUUAAAAUAAAAGCUCAAGUUCAAGUUAUCAGGGAGAGAGUGGAUCGCCCUUUCAGAUGCCUUGAUUGUCAGUAUAGGAGAGAACUUGUAAGGGUAUAUUUGUCAAAUGUGGAGCAAAUAUGUCGCCGUUUUGUGGAAGAGAGGAGAGGAAGGCUAGGAAAGUUGAUCAAAGAUAAAGUUAGGUGGUCAAGCUUCUGUACUUUCUGGUUAGGAAUUGACCAAAAUGCAAGGCGCAGAAUGUCAAGGGAGAAGUCAGAUUUGAUACUGAAAGUUGCUGUAAAACAUUUUUUUAUAGAAAAAGAAGUGACAUCUACUUUAGUGAUGGAUUCUUUAUACAGUGGACUAAAAGCCCUUGAAGGUCAAAGUCAAACUAAAAACAAAGCAAAGGGAAAAUGUUUGGAUACAGAACAACUACCACUACCUAUAGUUCGGGUAGAAAAAGACACAUUUAUCCUUGUUGAUGAUGUGUUAUUAUUGCUCGAGAGGGCAGCAUUGGAACCUUUGCCACCUAAAGAUGAAAAAGGCCCUCAAAACCGUACUAAGGAUGGUGGUUCAGGGGAGGAUUUUAGUAAGGAUUCUAUUGAACGUGAUGAAAGGCGUCUUACUGAAUUGGGGCGUAGAACCAUUGAAAUAUUUGUCCUAGCACAUAUUUUUAGCAGUAAAAUAGAAGUUGCAUACCAGGAAGCUGUUGCUUUGAAAAGGCAAGAGGAGCUCAUACGUGAAGAAGAGGAAGCAUGGAUGACUGGAAUUGAACAGAAAGCAAAACGUGAAAAGGAAAAGAAAUCAAAGAAAAAACAGGGGAAACAGAAAAGAAACAACCCGAAACUGAAGGAUAAAAUAAAGGAAGAAAAAGCUAAUACUGUAGUAAUACAAGACAAACCUCAACUAUCAAUUGAUGAAGCAGAAGAUUUGUUAUUGCUUGAAAAAUCAGACAUUUCUGAUGUUUCAGAUUCAGUUGAAUGUGUUCCACUUGUUCUUCAGCCUGAUUCAGAUGAGAGAGAUUCAAGUCAAGUCAACUGGGACACCGACACAUCGGAAGCUCAGCCGCCCACAGAAGCCGCUAGUAGCGGCGGUGCCAGCUGUCUCACCGCCGUGACUACUAGCCCUCCGUCUGUGAUGGACGAUUCUUCAUCCACUUGUUCAACAGAUUCAGUCCCUUCACUUGUCUCGAAUCGAUCUUACAAAGGUCAAAAAAGUCAACCCCCGAAAACCAACCUCCAGAAAACCAUAUCUUCAGUCAAAACACUGAAUACAGUUAAAAAUGUAAUCCCGGUCAACACUAAAAGUGGGACCGGGACUUUAAAACCGGCUGAUAAGCCUGUGGAACCAGUGGUGCCUAUCGUGUCCAGACCAUUGAGUGCACCGCUGGUUCCAGGGUCCGGGUCCAGAUCCGGACCCGGACCCACUCUUCCGGUUGCAGCAGCGGUGCAUGCAGCACCGUUUCUGCCCCGGUCAAUUAGUGCAGCCGGACGGUUAGGUGCUGACGUGUCACCGGCUCAGUCAUACCGGAAUGUUAUGAUGGGUUGUGGUGGUGCUACUGCAACUUCAACUAGUUUCAGUCAAACUAUAAAUCCAUCUAACUUGUAUUCACCGGUUCCUAUGAUGACAUCAUCAUCAUCGUCCGUGUUUUUACAUGAUGGUUUUGAGAUGAUGGAAGAUUCUAGAAUGUUAUCAUUUGGGGGGGGUGAAUGUGAAUGUGAAUGA
Messenger RNA from Lactuca saligna, 2377 nucleotides. NCBI's taxonomy places the organism in Eukaryota, Viridiplantae, Streptophyta, Magnoliopsida, Asterales, Asteraceae. The record is from the annotation of a GenBank genome assembly.